GGGGCAGCUAUAAAGGCCGCGCCUGGGCCACGAGGAGCAGAGCCGGCGUCGUCACCGCCCGCGUUGCCGCCCGCAUUGCCGCUCCCAGUCCAGCGCCCGGCACGACAUGAAGUCCCCCGACGAGGUGCUACGCGAGGGCGAGCUGGAGAAGCGCAGCGACAGCCUCUUCCAGCUAUGGAAGAAGAAGCGCGGCGUGCUCACCUCCGACCGCCUGAGCCUGUUCCCCGCCAGCCCCCGCGCGCGCCCCAAGGAGCUGCGCUUCCACUCCAUCCUCAAAGUGGACUGCGUGGAGCGCACGGGCAAGUACGUGUACUUCACCAUCGUCACCACCGACCACAAGGAGAUCGACUUCCGCUGCGCGGGCGAGAGCUGCUGGAACGCGGCCAUCGCGCUGGCGCUCAUCGAUUUCCAGAACCGCCGCGCCCUGCAGGACUUUCGCAGCCGCCAGGAACGCACCGCACCCGCCGCGCUCGCCGCACCCGCCGAGGACGCCGUGGCCGCCGCGGCCGCCGCACCCUCCGAGCCCUCGGAGCCCUCCAGGCCAUCCCCGCAGCCCAAACCCCGCACGCCAUGAGCCCGCCGCGGGCCAUACGCUGGACGAGUCGGACCGAGGCUAGGACGUGGCCGGCGCUCUCCAGCCCUGCAGCAGCAGAACUUCCCGUGCGCGCGGACCCUCGCUCCGUUGCACGGGCGCCUUAAGUUAUUGGACUAUCUAAUAUCUAUGUAUUUAUUUCGCUGGUUCUUUGUAGUCACAUAUUUUAUAGUCUUAAUAUCCUGUUUUUGCAUCACUGUGCCCAUUGCAAAUAAAUCACUUGGCCAGU
This is a messenger RNA of Pongo pygmaeus (Bornean orangutan), 821 nucleotides long. It is a transcript of the gene PHLDA2, whose product is annotated as pleckstrin homology like domain family A member 2. The transcript has 2 exons. Lineage: Eukaryota; Metazoa; Chordata; Mammalia; Primates; Hominidae. The record is from RefSeq and is a predicted model, not a curated record. Gene Ontology annotation, molecular function: phosphatidylinositol phosphate binding. Bases 107 to 574 code for a protein of 155 amino acids. Gene Ontology annotation, biological process: positive regulation of apoptotic process; placenta development.